GAUAAUCAAAGGGUUAUUUUGGCCACCAAACCAAGCCCCACAGAAACAACAACAUGGAAAAUAACCAAAAAAGUUCUAUCAUACUUUCCAUAUAACUUACGAAUAUAUACAUACUGCAUACUUGUCUAUAGAGAGAUGGCUAGCCCAUCUUCAACCCCCGCGAUGCGGCAGCGCACAGUGGCCGAACAUCGAUGGCACAAAGCGUGGGAAUCACUCAAGAAGGAAGAUGCAAAUGAGAUCAAAUUAGACCCCACUCGAACGGAUUAUUUGGACAUUCUUCAAGACAUUCACAAUCUUGCUACCAAGAAAAAAGAAGUAUGCAUACAAAAAGCAUGUAAAUACAAAAAGAAUAAUGGCACAACGAUGAUUAUCCGAGAUCUCUUCGAAAAGAUACUUAUUUGGGUGAAUAAAGUAAAGGAUAUCGGAGAUAUAAUCGUUAGUUACGAUCCUGGCCAUGCAGCUCUCCCUUGGGCAGCGGUGCGAUUGCUUCUUACGAUUGCAGUUGAAGAUAGUCAUUCGUUUGGGGUUUUAAUUGAAGGACUGGAACAAAUCUCAAAGCUGAUCGCUCAGUGUAAGGUGCUCGAAGAUCUGUACUCACAAUCUGCUGGUGACGAUACAGGCUUUGAUGAAGCCUUGCUGGAACUUUAUGUGGCAAUUUUGACGUUUGAAUCGCAUGCGAUUCAAAUAUAUCGAAAAAGCACGCCAAGUCGAUUAAUAUCAGCAAUUAAAUUGCCUUCAAAUAAAUUACAAGAUGGUUUGGAAAUAGUAUGGGUCAAAUAUCAACGAGUUACAGAUUGUACCAAAUUGAUUGACGCUCAACAUAUCCGUCAAUUCGAGAAUAUCAUUCGAAAAUUUGAACAGCCAAUCGUGCGAAGCGCAACAAUUUUGCAGGACUACCAAGAUUCUCUACAGCUCCAAGAGCGCGAGACUUUAUUGAGAUGGCUCUCAACAAUACCGUACCGAAAGCAUCACAAAUUGAAGCGAAGUGAGCGCCUUGAAGGCUCCUGCGAAUGGCUUCUAAACUCGACAGACUAUAUUCAGUGGAAGCAUUCAAGUGCAUCGUCUUUGCUGUGGCUCAAUGGAAUGGCCGGUUGUGGGAAAAGCGUCUUGACGUCCGCUGUGAUCGAAAGUCUUUGUCAGGAGGCUUCUAGCAUGGGAACUGCGGCUCCGGUUGCAUAUUUCUAUUGUUCUCGUAACACUGCAGAGCCUGAAAGAGCCAACCCCGAAGAAGUUCUACGGAGUAUUUUAGAGCAAGUGUCAUCAAAUACCGCUAACCUUCCAAUCAGAAAGCCUGUUGUUGAGGUCUACAAGAAUUUGAAAAAAGAUAACCGAGGACUCCCUCCUCAGGAGCGCUUGAGCUUAGAUGAGACUACCGAAGUGCUUCUUGAAAUACUUCAAGUAGAUCCUUUCUAUGUGGUGAUCGAUGCACUGGAUGAAUGCAAUCCUAAUGAGAGAUUCAACCUUAUUGAAUCCUUGAAAACUAUCAUUGAUGAAUCUGCCAAUGUUGUAAAAGUUUUCAUUUCGAGCAGGAGAGACUAUGACAUAGUCAGUCAACUUGAAGAGUCACCAUGCAUCUCGAUUCAACCUAGCCAUAUUUCCAAAGAUAUCGAGGAUUACGUCAAGAAGGAAGUUUCCGAAGCAAUUGAGAAGAAAAAAAUCGUCAAAGGAAAACUCAUGCCUAAAGAAAAGAAGGAAAUAGAGCAAAAAAUAACUCAAGUUCUUAUUGAAGGAUCUCAGGGAAUGUUUCGAUGGGUAAGCUUGCAAAUACAGCAAUUGUGUAGGCAGGUUAAGGUCAAAAGAGACAUUGAUAGUGUUCUCAGAAAGCUCCCAAAAUCACUUGAGGAAUCUUAUCAUCUUGUCUAUCAAGAUAUUAUGAAUUCGGAAGAGCCAAGUCAGAAAGUCGCCAUCAGGACAUUACAGGUGUUGUUAAGCACGAGGCGAAAACUCAGUCAGGAAGAGAUGAUCGCUGCAGUCAUUGUUGACAUCGACACAAACGAAAUCCUGGCCUCUACAGUUGAAGAGUUACUAGAUGUUUGCUGCAACCUUAUAAUCUUUGAUGAAGGAGAAGGGAUUCUACGCUUUGCACAUCUUUCGGUUCGAGAAUUUCUGGAAAAAUGUGCCCCAAGAGAUUGUUUCAGCAUUCAAUCCACAGAAUUAUUCAUGAUGAAUCGAUGUCUCUACGUCUUCUUAUACGGAUCUCGCCAUACCAUCAUUUUCGGAGAGCAAGCAGACAAGAUUACUCGACAGAACAUGGAAUUUACAUCAUAUGCAUAUGUCAACUGGCCAGAGCAUUGCCAAUUAGCGCAGCGCGAUGAGGUGACUAGCGAAUUUUUGAAGGAGUUUAUUGGGAACGAUUUGGAUGAAGGCUAUAGUGCAUCAUAUAUGCAGUGGCUCAAAGCCACUGAAGAGCAUAGAAUGAGAGAGAGAUAUUUUCAGAUCAAAUGGUACAAUUUUGAUAAGAAAACCCCUCCAUCUAUCCUGAGCAUAUCCUGUAUAUACGGAUUGAUGCCAAUUAUCAUGACUUUGUUGCCAUACAAACGUGUCGUUUGGAAUGAGCCUAUUUCACAAGUUGGUUUUCCUUUUGACUACAGUUCCACCACAACUUACCCAUUGGUAUGUGCAGCUGAGAGGGGAUUCGACAUGAUUGUCAGGCAAUUCCUUAGUAGAGACAAUGGUCACUAUGCAGAAGGCAGCUCCAGACACGAGAUAUUAAUGAAGAGUAUUGAGAGAGCUAUCUUUGCCUCCCGUACCAAUGUCGUAAAGACUCUGCUUGACUGUGGUAUGAUAAAUGUCAACGAUCCCACAACGCUGGAAUCUCGAAAAGAAUUGCGUUGUGCCUGUCUCCUUCGUAUAGCUGUUCGGUACGAUCUCGAAGAAAUGGUCAAGCUUUUACUGAAUUACGGAGCUUCUCGGAAGCGCGAGAAAUGGACACCGCAUCCCUCCUAUAGAAACAGAGGAGAGUUUGAUAUCCUUGGAGGCGCACGCAUCCUAGAUGAUCAGAAUUAUUCACUUUUAGAAAUUGCUGUAUCAAGAUGCAAUAUCACCAUUGUAGAUGCUCUAUGUUCCUAUGGCUCAGAUAUUAUGGCGAGAACUCCUUCGGGGGUUACCCUUAUACAUCGUCUUGUUAUGGGCCACCCCGAAAACCGAAACACUGGGGUUCCGCGGCCCUCUACAGAAAAAUUUAACAGUACUCUUGAACAUCUAAUCGGAAAGGGCCUGGAUGUAGCGGCGACCGACAAUUAUCGCUGGACAGCGUUGCAUUUUAUUACGGUGUAUCAGUAUGAUGCGGCCGAUCUGCUAUUAUUAUUCAUCAAUGCUGGUACGCCUAUUAAUGCACAGAAUAUGAAAGGAGAUACUGCCUUGAGUCUUGCAGCUGAGUUUGCGUUCGAAAUGGAUGCGAACGAGUGUGUAAAAAUUCUUUUAUCACAAGGUGCAGAUCCUUCCAUUGUGAAUAAAAAUGGCCUUACUGCAUUAGAUCAAGCUUGGAAAGCGCACGAAAAACAAGAAUUGGAGCAUUUGAUAUUCAAUAUCGAACUUCUGAAUAUGGCAUUACAAGAUCAAAUCAUGGAAGAUAUUUGGAGGUUAUUUGCCGAUGCUUAGAUACCCAUUAAGCGGUGAGUUAUUCACCCAUGGUUUCAGAUUGAAAUGGUCCAAGCCGGCAUCGAAUACCGAAGGGACUCCCACUAUCCAAGAAAUAAUCAUAUGCUGAAUUCUUUUUAAGUUUUAGGAAGGAAUCAAAUUUCAAGGUUUCCAUACCCCUACCCCAUGUGCAAGAUGAUCAAACUUCACUUUCUUAAAGAAUUGAAUGAAUUCACCCUUUGCAAAUGGUGUUUUUUAUAAAAGAGACUUGGAGCCAUAUCAUCACUCGAUGUUCGGAAAUCAUAACUAUCAAUCAUUAUGUAUUGCCGGUUAUGCUCAUACUUCUGCAUUGAAUCAAAGAGAAAAAUUGACCAGAGAUAAAAGAUUAAUAGCUAUCCAAGACCAUGAAAGAACUGAUGUGUUCGGAAUUCAUGAAAGAACUCGCAUGUGUCAUUUCGAAAUUUUACAUACCAAGAAAUUAGAGAUUUCCACAUGAACUUGCGAAAAUUCCAGUUAUAGGAGGAAUUUUCAAUGGUUUAUUCUUGAGAUGAAGAUUUGGCAAGUCAAAGAAAAGGUGUGUAUGGCCGAUGUCCACAUUACUUGGAGCAUCGACUUUGUGUUGCACUAACGACCAAGAUUUUCCUUAAGAUGUGCAUUCAUAAUCACCAGAUUCACUUGCGUAUAAAGCUAUAAGUACUUCCACCCAGAUGAUAUGUUGUGGGAAGUUCACUGAAGUCUUAAUUUAUCUACCGGAACGUUGAGAUAACACCAGU
Botrytis cinerea B05.10 is the source of this 4352-nucleotide messenger RNA. RefSeq lists its product as hypothetical. NCBI's taxonomy places the organism in Eukaryota, Fungi, Ascomycota, Leotiomycetes, Helotiales, Sclerotiniaceae. Gene Ontology annotation, molecular function: protein binding. Bases 136 to 3600 code for a protein of 1154 amino acids. The record is from RefSeq and is a predicted model, not a curated record. The transcript is spliced from 3 exons.